UGCUCUCGGCUAUUUUCGUUGUUGCUGGCUUUUUCAGGGGCUGCUAGCUCGCAGCCGGAGAAGCUGCUUUUUUUUCCGGGUUCGGAGCCGUUCCGGAUGCUUUAGGCUGCCGGAUGUCUGAUCUCCGGAUAACUGAGGCGUUUCUGUACAUGGAUUAUCUGUGUUUUAGAGCACUCUGCUGCAAGGGACCACCGCCCGCACGCCCUGAAUAUGACCUGGUUUGCAUAGGCCUCACAGGCUCUGGCAAGACCAGUCUGUUGUCAAAGCUCUGCAGUGAAAGUCCUGAGAACGUCGUGUCAACCACAGGUUUUAGUAUAAAAGCAGUGCCAUUCCAGAAUGCCAUCUUGAAUGUAAAGGAACUUGGAGGGGCUGAUAAUAUCCGGAAAUAUUGGUGUCGCUACUACCAAGGCUCUCAAGGGGUAAUAUUUGUAUUAGACAGUGCCUCUUCAGAAGAUGACUUAGAAACUGCUAGAAAUGAACUGCACUCAGCUCUUCAGCACCCACAGUUAUGCACUUUACCCUUUUUAAUAUUGGCCAAUCAUCAAGACAAGCCAGCUGCUCGAUCAGUCCAAGAGGUCAGGGAACUGGCAGCUGAGGAUACGGGGUCAUAGGCCACGUCUGGAAUGGAUCAUACCCUUUGUAUCCUUUCUGUUGCGGAAUCAUCCCUUCGUCAGUAUUUCAGUAUCCGAUUGGAAAACCAUGGCACUUCUUUUGUCCCUUGCCCAGUCAUUCAGCCCAGAGGGAGGCAAAACGGCUGGUAAAGAAUAGUGCUUGGUUGUUACUCGGCACCCAUGCACUUCUGUGGGAGAAAGAGCUGCCUCUGGAUUUCUGAAGAAAGUCAGAGAAAGAAGUGUAUUAUGCGAGUCUGACUCACUGAGCAGAAUGGGCAAGAUAAAUGGUGGGAAAACCAAAACCAACUUUCCUGUGACCUUCAGUGAAAUUCUGCUUUAUGCCCUAGGAAAAAUGUUAAAAAUGAUGUGGUCGGAGUUGGGAGAGCUGCAGCCAAGAGACCAUAUUGGAAGGAGAAUUUCUAUUUUACAAAGAAGCUUGCAAACCUCAUAGCCACCGCUAAUGGCCGUAUAAAUAUUAAUAAAGCUUUAAACACCUCCCAGAUUAGCUUUAUUUUUAAAUCAAAAGUGCAAGACAUGGAAGUGGUAAUUCGUGUUAGUCCGGCAGUCACAAAAUUAAUUGAGAUAAAAACAAGAAGUCGCAGGCAAACCCUUUGGGUGACAAAAUAAUGAGUUCUACUAACUCACUUAGUUUCGAGUGAAACAUGGGGGCAUGAAACGAGUUCCUAUUGUUGAACUGGGAGCAUGCCCCGUGUAUCUGCACCUCGGCCGCCGUCAGAGACAUGGAAAAAACUAAGUCAGCUUCUGCGGCCUUCCUGCUUGCUGUCGUCCUGAGAAAGCCGCACCUCACGUAGCGCUUUGCUUUCACACUCGGAUUCCAGCUUCGGAUGUGCCGCGUGAGGUCGGCCUGUGCACGGGCCGGGCAGGAGGGCAGGAUGGGUGUGGCCACGGCGAACACAGGCAAGCACGGGGCAAAGAAGUUCAUUGGCACCUCCAAGUCUGCUAGGUGUCUUCCGGCAAGGAUGAGCCACACAGUGAAAACGUUCUGCACGCUCUUCACAGUUUCUAGGAAAUAUCAGCCUGUCACCCCCACAGGCUGGCAGACUGGUAGCCAGCCCUGUAGUCCCUCAAGGCCUAAGUCAGCUGGACAUGCGGAGUGCUGCAUCCUCGUGAUGCCCUGCCUUGUACAGGAUUCUUGUGUAGUUGUUUCGGCAUCCUAACAUCCUCUGCCGCGAGUAGGAUGAAUUUCUUUUGGAAGUGAUAAAGUGAUUCUACUGUGAAGAGCUAAGGAAAAAGAUCGCACAACUGGGAAUUUAAACAGAAAAGAAGAUAACAGGCAACCUUCUAGAGAUUAAGGACUCCUAGAAACCAUGACUCUACAAGUCCUGGAUUUCUCUACCUCUAACUACUGCUAAAAUUUCUUUCCGUCAGUGGCUGUUUUAUAUUUUUGCUAUUUCUUACGGGCUUCCUGGGUAGGAACCUGGUUUUACUAUUAUCAUCCCCAUUUUUUUUUUUAAGUAAACUUGACACCCCACGUGGGCCUUGAACUCAAGACCCUGAGAUCAAGAGUCACAUUUUCUAUUGACUGAGUCAGCCACGUGCCCCCCUUAUCCCCAUUUUUUCAUUCCUGGACCCAACUUCUGUUCGUUAACACAACCUUUUAGCCAGAUUUUCUUCUGGUAUAGAACCUGAUAGAGGGUAUACAAUCUGAUAAAGGGUAUUGAAUGUUUAAAAAAAAAUGCGUUUUCACCAUUAUCAAAGGUCUAGAAUGUAAGCAGAGCCAGUAUUCUUCUUCUCAUGAAUUGAAGUAUGUUUCUUUGUUUGAAAAAAGAACUUUUUAACUACACCCAAUAUUUGGGUAAAAGUAGAAUAUGAAAUACAAGUAUUAAUUUUCCAUGAAGCUUUUUUUCACAUAUUAAUAACUACUGUCUUAAUUCAGUAAUGCCAAAGAUGCUAAAUAACUAACAUGGAUCCUUUCAAAAUUAACUGUACAAUGAGACAAUAAUUCUCAAAAGUAUGUGAGACAUUACUAUAAAGCCAAGUCUUCUUUAAUUACCCUAAUUUACAUGCUACUUCCCACUUCACUCCCUAGAGGUAACUGUUGAGACUGUGGUAUGUAUCUUUCUAGAACCUUCUGUGCGUUUUCUCACAUUUUACACAGCUAGAGAAAAUGUUUUCUGUAUCUGUUUUUGCAUAAUUACUGUAAUGCCAUUAUAUUGUGGUCUUCUAACUUAGUGAUGAAAUAAAUGAGAAGUUCACACCAUUAUCUAAAUAUGUUGGGUUAAGUUGUUAGUUGAAAAUUAAAGUCCAUGCACUAUGUCAAAUGCAAAAUUUGAAAAAACACUGAAGGACCCACAAGAAGAGUUUGAACUGAUCUUACAGCAUGCCGAAGAUUGCCUCACCCCACAGUGAGGAGAUGGUAUCAGAAGGGAGGGCCUGAACAAAUAAGAAUUUGUUCCUCUAAGUUUGUUUUUUGUUUGGUUUUUUUGUUUGUUUGCUUUAGAUUUUUUUUUUUAAUUUUUAAGUAAUCUCUACACCCAGUAUGGGGCUCGAAUUUACAGCCCCGAGAUUAAGGGUCACAUGCUCCACCGACUGAGCCAGCCAGGCGCCCCAGUUCCUCUUAAGUUUUCUAGAUCUAUUAGCCUUUAAGCCUGUUCCACUGUCAUUUCUUAGGAAGUAGCCAUGUUAUGUCACUUGGCAACUUAAUAAUCUCUGUGUUUCCAUUAGGCUGAGACCGUGGUGACCUUUAUUCUGUAUAAGUAAAAAGAAGCAACUACCAGUAUAGAUAAAGGAAAAGGAGAGGGAUUAUGAGUGGCUAGGAGAUGAUAGAGUUGUAUUAAAGCCUUUUCUUGAGGAGGUGGGCUUUGGACUGGUUUUAAAGAGGAAUGUGUUGUGAUGAACAUAAAGGAGUGUGUUAUUAAAAUUAUUUUUUCAAAACGUAUUUAGAACCCAGUCACAUCUCACCACCGCCGCUGCUUCCUACCACCAGCAUUUCUCAUGUGUAAUAGUUGUGGUCUCUGACCUUCUACCUGAUCUCCCACCCUUCCACCCCACCACCCCUUUGCUCUUCUACCCUCUGUUUUCUCCAGUAACCUGAGGAAUCUUUCAAAAAUUAAGUCACACGAUAACCUCACAACUGUCCCAUGGCUCUUCAUGGUAAAAGCAGCAACGCUGUAUGAUCUGGACUUUCCCACUUCCCUGGCUUCAUCUUCUAGCUUUUCCCCUUUUGCUCCAUCAACUCUGGCCACACUGUUCUCCUCGUGUUCUUUGAACCUGGUAAGUAGAAUCUCAGCUCAGAGCUUUUGCACCUGCCAUUCCCUCUGCUCAGACAUCCCCAUGGCUUACUCCCCCUCUUCCUUGAGGAAUUUUCUCAGCUGUUAUCUUAUUAAAGAGACGUUCCCUGAUGCCCCUGCCCUCGGUCACUCUUUACUUCUAUACCCUUUUAUUUUUUCUUCAUAGCACUGUCUCACAUAUUACAUAGUCAUUUGUUUAUUCCUUAUCCCAUCUCGUGAGAAUGUAAGUUCCUCAAGAGAAGGGCAUCCAUUCUUUUGGCUGCAUCAACCAGAAUGCUGCCCAGUGUAGAGUUUAGUAAAUACUUGUUUAAUUAACAAAUAAUCCAUGUAAAAGAGCCAAGCUAAAAACUGAAUGAAAAAAAUGAGGUUUAAGGGACCCUUUUGAAAAUGGAUCUUGGAAAGAACUAAGGGAACCAGUACAUAAGAGGGGAGAGAGGUAAUCUUUAGGUUCCUGACAUCUUCAUAUAUUAUCCAGUUAUAGGGAUUUAGAGACUGUCUGUGCUUUAGAUGGUGACCUAUAACUUUCGUCUGUCUGGGCCAUUACAAUUUGAGUAUGCUACUAUUUCAUUAAUGAUGAGGGUUGAGCCCCUGUUUAGUAAAUAACCAAACACACCCUAAGGAGAACAUGAUGGGAAUAGAAUGUUCUUUUUAAACAAUGGCAUAGUUCUGUGUUAACACCUGCUUCCUUACCUUGAAGUUUGUUGUCAACUUUAAGGUGUUCAUUUUUGAAAGGAAACUAUGUUGAUAGUCUUUUAGAGGCUUCAGGGGAACAUUUGUUUCCUUAGGAUCUGCUCCAGGAAUAUCAGAAAGAAAAUACCGGGAAGUUUAAAGACAAGCCAUUUAGAAGAGAGGGCAAGAUGAACAGUAAUUUUUAGUUUCAUAAACUUUUAUUCCUAAAGACCCCACAUUAUUUUACCCAGUGAUGUUUACAAGGUACUGUUCCAACUGCAGGCUGACUGUAAACCACUUUUCCUAAAAUGUAAUCUCCCUUUUAAAAUGAUUUCUGGCUUUUUUGUGAGACUUCACAUUCCUUCUUUCCCAAACUUUCUCUGCCAGUCCGUUAAUUUGGCAUUGCAUCAUUCAGUUGUGUGCUCAUCACCACCAUCAGCAUCAAAAGCCUCCAGAAGCAGUUUCUCAUUUAAUUCAUUUCUGUAAGCUAGGUAUUUAUUGUCGUCUCACACUCAAAGGAAACUGGAGUUUAGAACAUUUAGUAAUUUGCCCAGAGAAAUUUAACUAGUCAGAGGCAGAGCCGGAAGUCAACGUCCCGUGCGUGCUGUACUGCGCACUGUGGGGUCGUUCCGUCACAUCACGCUCCUUCCUCAAGAGGCCAGGCAGCCUCUAGAAUCUCCCCCAAUCUCUCCAUUUGUCUGUUCCUUCAUUUGGAAAAUGAGGGUUUUGAACCGGAUGUUCUUAAAUGUCCCUCUUCCCUUCCCCACCCCUCUGUUCAUAGGCUUUAUUAUUGGUAAUGGCUACCGCUGUUGGGUUAAAUUCUUUAUAAACAUAACUUUAUAGAGUCAAUAACUGACUGAGUGCGAUGUCAUCACCCUCAAGUUUCAGAUGGGAUUUGGAGUGGUUAAGUAACUUGUCCUAGGCCAUCAAGUUUUGAAAUGAAGAAAUCCUAUGUCAGCCCGUGUUUGGGGUUGUAGUAACACUGCAUUAGUGUAUACUGUUUCCACACUAUUACCUACUCCUUUUGUGUAAUAAGUGUAAACUGGAUGAAUAUAGGAAGAAUCUACUCAUUCACUAAUUCAAAAAGUAUCUGUUCAGUCGUUAUUGUUGAUCAAACUGUGCAGGUCCUACGAACCCAAAAAUGAGCAAAGUUCUCUCCCUGUGCCUAGGGAGGCCAGAAUACACACUAGUGCAUGGGGGGCGGAGGUACACAUGGAUUAUCAUAAUACAGUGUGAAAAGUACAAUAAUAAUGCUUCAACAGAGGGCCAUGAGAAUUGGGGAAGUGAUCUCAGACAUGGGCUUUGAGGGGUGAGUGAGUAGGAACUUGACAGGCAGAGAGCAGGACAAAGCCACUAAUGGCAGAAGAAACUGGAUGUACAAAAGCAGGUGUAUAUAUCCACACAACAGAAUGGCAUUUGGCAAUGAGAAGGAAUGAGUACUGAUACAUCCUACAAUGUAGACAAACCUUGAAAACAUGAUGCCGAGUGAAGGAAGCCUGUUAGCCAUAUAUCCUGGGAUACCGUUUAAAUGAAUUGUCCAGAACAGGAAAAUCCGGGGAGACAGAAAGUAAAUUGGUGGUUGCCUAGGGCUGGGGACAGGGUGGAAGGAUAUGGGACAUGACCGCUAAUGGCUGUGGGAUUGCUUGUGGUGUGAUAAAAAGUAUUCUAAAUCUGAGUAUGGUAGUGGUUGUACAUCUCUGUUGGAUAUACUACAAGCUAUCGAACUGUAUACUUUCUGUGGGUGGCUUUUAUAAAAAGAAGGCAAGUGAGUGUCGGAGACUGUGGGAAGCUUGGUGUGACUGGAAUAUAGGUUUCAAGGAAGUGAGAUAGGUGUGGAUUAUAGCCUUUUGGCAAGGGCCUUCUGCAUCAGAUGAAAGCCUUUACCUGUUUUCACCCAACAUUGUCGUGAAGUUCACCCACAUGAUUGUAUAUAGUUCGUAUAUUUUACUUUUGUGUAAUAUUUCACUGUGUAAUUGUGUAAAUAUACCAUGAUUUACUUACUCAUGCAUCUGCUCUGGGACGGUUGUUUUGUUUCUAGAUUUUGCUCUUAUAAACAGUUCUGUAAUAAAUGUUCUCAUAAUCUACUGGUGUAAGUCGCAGAAGACAGUAUAAAGUACAGUGCUAUUUCUAUGAAGCCUAAAAACGAGCAAAACUUUUAAAGGUAUACCAGCAUACUCGCAUGGUAAGACCAUAGCAAAAACAAGGAAAGAAGUAAUAAUCACAAAGUUUAGCACCAUAACUUUAAUGACUUUCAAGGUCAUGGGGAAUCAGGCAGCGAGAAGGGAGGGGCAAGGAGCAGAGGAUGGAUGCAAAGUUACAGAUAAUGUUCUAGUUCUUGAUCCGAUGGUACAUUUAUAGGUACUUUCAUAAAUACAUAGGUAUUUAUCUAAAUUUUAUAUUUUAGAAUGAUUUUAGACUCUCACAAUUAUUGCAAAGAUGUUACAGAAAGUUCUAGGUUCCCCAUAUCUGGGUUCCCCUAUUAUCUUAGUGUGGCUCAUUUGUCACAAUGAAUAAACCAAUAUUGAUACAUUGUUAUUAACUAAAGUUCAGUUUAUUCACACAGACUUCCUUGUUUUGUCUUUCUUUACCUAACAUUUCUGUUCUUGGCGCCCGCUCAAGACCCCACAUUACAUUUAGUUAUCAUGUCUCCUUAGGCUUCUCUCCGCUGUGAACGUUUCUCAGACUUUCCUUGUUUUUUUUUGUUUUGUGUUGGUUUUUUUCCUAGUUUUUGAUGAUGUUGACAGUUUUGAUACUGGCCAGGUAUUUUAUAGGAUGUCCUUCAAUAGGAAUUUGUCUGAUGUUUUUAUCUCAUGAUUAGACUUAGGAGGACCAACGCAUCACUGUGGCAGAAGGGCCACAUCACAUCCUAUCAAGGCCAUAUCCUAUCAACAUGUCUUCUUGCUGUUAAUAUUAACUUUGAUCGACUGCCCGAGGUAGCAUUUUCGGUUUUUCCACGGUAGUUACUUUCUUUCCCCUUUUCGUACUGUCCUCUUCAGAAGGACAUCACUGUGUGGAGCACGCGGAAAGAGUGAGGAGUCACGCUCUACUUCCUUAAGAAGGAGCGUCUUAAGAAGAGAGUAUUUGCAUAAUUUAUUUGGAAUUCUUCAUGGAACAUUUGUGUCUCCACCCCCCCUCAUCUGUUCAAUUGUAUGGGUAUAGACUUGGAUAUUUAUUUCAUACUUUGGAUUAUUAUGUAACACUAUUUUGUUGCUUGAAUUGUUCGCUUUUAGUUGGUAGCAUGUUCUUUUGACAUACCCUUGUCAUUGUCAAGUUUUGGGGGUUGAGGGGUCUUUUUUUAUAUUUCAGGGCUUUUUUAGGGGGACACUUCCUAAAUGUCUGGAACUCCAAGGUGCUCCAGACUCACCUGGUACAAUUCCUACCCCAACCUUAGGAUCAGCCAUUUCUCGAAGAAAUUUUAUUGGAGAGUAGACACCAGGACACUGAAAUCUGGGGUUGGUGUGCUCACGUCUUUUCAUGGUUUGAUAGCUCUCAUUUGUUUUUAUGACUGAAUAAUAUUCCAUUGUAUGGCUAUACCAACUUAUCAGUUCACCUAUUGAAGGGCAUCUUGGUUGCUUCCAGUUUUUACAGUUAUGCAUAAAGUUGCUGUAAACAUUCGCAUGCAGGCUCUACUAGGAACAUAAGUUGUCACAUCACUUAAGUAAUGACCGAGAAGCAUGACUUACUGGGUCAUAUGUUAAGACUAUAUUUAGUUCUGUAAGAAACUGCCAGACUGUCUUCCAGGUGGUUCUAUCACUUUUGCUUUCUCAGCAGCAAUGAAUGAACGUUCCUGUGCUUUGCAUCCUUACCUGGAAUUGGCGGUGCUAGUGUUUUGGAUUUUAGUCAUUUUCAUAAACGUGUAAUGAUAUCUCCUUGUUUUAAUUUGCAAUUCCCUGAUGUCAAAUGAUGUUAAACGUCUUUUACUAUGUUUAUUUUCCUAUUUGGUAAGGUGUCCAUUCAGGUCCUCCACCCACUUUUAAAACCAUGUUGCUUGUCUGUUUGUUCAUUUCUUUCCUUCUUUUCUUAAUUCCUUCCCUUCCUUUCCUUCCUCCCUUUCCUUCCUUUCCUUUCCUUUCCUUUCCUUU
Ailuropoda melanoleuca (giant panda) is the source of this 8613-nucleotide messenger RNA. RefSeq names its product ARF like GTPase 15 (gene ARL15). Gene Ontology annotation, molecular function: GTPase activity; GTP binding. The coding region runs from base 114 to 611 and encodes 165 amino acids. The record is from RefSeq and is a predicted model, not a curated record. NCBI's taxonomy places the organism in Eukaryota, Metazoa, Chordata, Mammalia, Carnivora, Ursidae. The transcript has 5 exons.